UCUUCCUCUUUAAAACAAAAAACCUAAAACCCCGGCGUCCCCCUUCACCCCUCUCUCGCUUUCUAUGGCGUCGCCAUUAAUACCCCUCCCCCCUACCCCCCGUGCCCUAGCGUCCUAAAAUCGCCAUGGAAUCGGGAUCGAGCUUGUGAUCCCCCCAGUCGAGUGCUCCGAUGCAAACCGCCGCGCGAUUCUCCUCCUCGUCGACCUCCAAAAGGGUCCUGGUUGGCAUCUCUAAUAGCAUAACAAGAGCAGCCUUUCGAUCCCGUGGGAAAUCACAUACUGCUUCAGUACAGACAGACCCGCUCAAAGCGCAAAAGGGCCAGAAGAAAAUUCCAAAGCAAGAGCGACGUGCUCUGAUAGAGGCCUUCGUUGAGAAUUACAGAGCCUUGAAUGGAGGAAAGUUCCCUUCUGCUUACCUUGUCCGAGAAGGGGUUGGAGGAUCUUAUUACAUUGUACGAGAGAUCAUACAGGAAUUGGAACACAAUCAUAAAAUGGCAUCUUUAGACAAAUUUAAGACAGCAAAACCUUCAGGUACUGUUGCUAAAGGAGACCCUUCUUUUGCUGAUAGAGAAAAACCACUAAACUCAAGUAGUCAAGGAAGUGUAAGAUAUAAGGUGAUGAUUGCUGAGAAAAUGGAGACAGAUCAAGAUUCUUUGCUCAAAAGUGAUCAAAUAGUGGAAAAAGUUCAGUUUUCUGGCAAUGCCAGGAAUAUCUCCACUGAAGAGCCUCUAGACCUGGUAUCAACUGAGGAUUCCGUUGGGUCUCUGAACUCCAACGUGACAAGUACCUUCACUGAUAGUUCUCAGCAAAACCAACAUUCAUCUUCCUUCAAAUUGGAAACAGUAAUAGAGACUUCACAUUCUUCUUCAGAAGAAGCAGAACACAACAGGACAAAGGUGAGCACUUCACAGGCGCCUAACAGCCCAAAGGGAGAUGAACUAAGUGGCGGUAGGGGAGUUCCAGAAUCAAAUGAACUUCACAGCAAACAAUUAUCUGAGCAUGCCAAUGAAGAAACGACAAAUAUCUGGGGAAACUUGAAGUCUUUUGCAAAUGGGAUCAUCAACUUAUGGAAGAAAAAGUGAACUCUCAUCUACAAGAUCUCUGGAUGAUCAAUCCCUUCAUUGCUUUCUUACGCUUGCAAGCCCAUUGCUUGAGAAAGGGUCUUCUGAUGUCCGUGGAAGAUUCUGGAAGCUAGUGGGCUCAGAUUUAAGAUUCUUCUCUUUGUUGUCCGUAAGAUGUAUUUUCUUUUUUCUGCAAUUCAAAACUUGUUAGGUCACACUUGAUUUCACCACUGUAGCCGCCUAUAAUAGUGAGUGCUUGUCGACUAACCCUGUAAAAUGUGAAAUAUUUUUUCUCAUAUUUUGGUGUAUAUCAAAGCCCUGUUACACUGUUGUGUCUUUUUUUUUUACAUAAUUCAUAUGAGACCAAAUUUCAGUA
This is a messenger RNA of Ananas comosus (pineapple), 1437 nucleotides long. RefSeq lists its product as uncharacterized. The coding region runs from base 171 to 1082 and encodes 303 amino acids. The record is from RefSeq and is a predicted model, not a curated record. NCBI's taxonomy places the organism in Eukaryota, Viridiplantae, Streptophyta, Magnoliopsida, Poales, Bromeliaceae. The transcript is spliced from 5 exons.